Messenger RNA from Melopsittacus undulatus (budgerigar), 741 nucleotides. RefSeq lists its product as uncharacterized. NCBI's taxonomy places the organism in Eukaryota, Metazoa, Chordata, Aves, Psittaciformes, Psittaculidae. The record is from RefSeq and is a predicted model, not a curated record. The transcript is spliced from 3 exons. The coding region runs from base 37 to 741 and encodes 234 amino acids.
UGCGCAGCUCCGUGCUCAGGUAUCCGCGGCCCCGCCAUGGAGGACCCCGGCUAUAGGGGUAAAGCGGGGGGUGUGUUCUGUCCCUCUGUGCUGCGGGCUCCGUGCCGGGACACACACACGACACCCCGCUUUCCUCCCCGCGGGCUCGGCGUGGAAGUUAUACGGAAGCUCUGCCGGGCCCGGGGGGCAGCAGCUCCCUUUGUACAGCGGUGGAGGAGCAGAGGCGACAACCCGGACAGGAAAAAUACUGGAUGUGACAGAGACUCGGCAGUGGCGCUGGCUCCCUCCCCAGAGAGUGCUCACACCUCGGGGGGCUUUGCGGGCCCCCACGGGAACCUGCGUCCUCGUAAAAAGAGGGGUGUGAGGAGAACUAAGCCCCCAGGAAGCAAGAAACCCCCUUUUAUGGGAAACAGGGGAUGUCCCCAAACACACGCCGCUGAGCUGCCCGGUGCCGGCCGCUUAUUUCAUCAGCGCAUCCCUCGGGAGCACCCGCGGCAGGAGCCGCGCUCGGCCCUGGGGCGGCAUCACCUGCGCGGAGGGGCCGGGCGCGGAGGACGCUGCUCCCGGCCAGGCACGCCGCGGGAGGCGGAGGGCAGAGCCAGGGCCUGCCCGUGCCCUGCUGUCUGCUCACCGCAGAGCCCCGAGCCCUGUGCUGAUCCCCGGCAGCUGCCGCUGCUGCGAGCGGAGACCGAGGAGCAAGUGGAUGCACGGGAAAGUUUGCCUCAAACUUGCCGUGUUUAG